This is a messenger RNA of Desarmillaria tabescens, 1368 nucleotides long. RefSeq lists its product as uncharacterized. Gene Ontology annotation, cellular component: small-subunit processome; box C/D methylation guide snoRNP complex. The record is from RefSeq and is a predicted model, not a curated record. Gene Ontology annotation, molecular function: snoRNA binding. The transcript is spliced from 2 exons. Bases 336 to 938 code for a protein of 200 amino acids. NCBI's taxonomy places the organism in Eukaryota, Fungi, Basidiomycota, Agaricomycetes, Agaricales, Physalacriaceae.
UAUGAAUUUUGAUCCUAGUCACUCAUUUUCUCGGUAUGUGGCCAUUUCCCAAAUAUUCGUAGUACGUAUUGACUUUGGCAACCUUUUCUAAUUUUAAAAUAAAUUCUCGCCUGACAAGGUGGACGUGCAAGUAAUCGCCCUUCUCGAUGGCCUCGACAAGGAAAUCAACAUAUAUACUCUGCGUGUCAAGGCAUGUCCUUUACUUUCCUGCAGACUUGGAUACUGGCCUUGAGCAGGAAUGGUAUGGCUCGCAUUUCCCAGAACCCAUCAAAAUCAUCAUCGACAACAUUGCAUAUGAAAAAGUGAUCGAGCACAUGGGUAUUGCAUUGUGAUCCAUGACAUUCUCUGCAUCAACUCCCUGCAACCCAUCUUCAUCUCCACCUAUCGAACCCAACUCUCAGAAUGUCUCUGGAACCGCAUGGAUGCUGUUUACCGUCCUUAUCUGGGCCCACCUCCUCUCCCACAGGGAGCUCAUGAGUCUCGCCAAGCAGCCAGCGAGUACUGUCCAGAACCUCGGAGCCAAAAAGGCCUUCUUCCGCGCGCUGAAUAACAAGCCUAACAUGCCAUGCGCCUCCCAUCAGCCAGGUGCCCUCGAAAUUAAACUGCAAACGGCGCGUAUGGUCGCUACCAAAGCCGCAUUCUCAAUACGCCUGGAUGUCCUGGUAGAUUCGGACGGGAAAUCGGAGCCUAAAGUGCUGUCAAUAGGACUUGCGCGCUGGGUCAAGCUCGAAUCUCGGUUGCGUGCGAUGCAAUAUGAGGACGGAGCUACCAGCGUGCGGCGGUUUGCCAGGAAGUGGGAAAACAGCAGCAGCGGCACUUUGAUAUGUCGGGACAGACGAAGACAUAUAACACCAAGGCUGAUGAUACGGAUUUCAUGUCGACGCAGCGGAGGGAUCCGAUGGAGAUUGCUGCCAAAGCCGUUUCGGAUGUGGCAAUGAACGGUGAUGAGGAAGAAGAGAAGGAGGACAAGAAGAGGAAGCGGAAGGGAAGUGAGGUUGUCAACGGGCAUGAGGAAAAGUAGGGGACUGAAGAGGGAAAAAAAAAUCACGGAAAAUAGCACGUAAGGUGGAAAAGGCGUUGGCGAAAGAGACAAACGGCGACUCGUCACCGAAGAAAAAGAAAAAGGAAAUCGGAUUAGGCCUUGUUUUCAUGUCAGCGUAUCAUGACUUGGAAGCCAAGGUUGCCGGUCACUGCUUUGCCGGCCUUCCGGUCCCAAGAUCGCGGUGGGGAAAGUCAUGGUCAUUUUGUGUGACGGGCACAAUUACUUCCUCCAACGAGCCAUCAUACCUCGAGGUCAGUAGGAGUAGUUUACUUCUAUUUACCCAAGCUGUAUUAGCAGAGAUGGCCAAUCAAUCCAGUCUUCCAGUC